AUGAAACGUAUUCCGUUCCCAUUGCCUCUCAAUAUUGGCACAGACAUCGUCCAUUUAUCACGUAUCUACCGUUUAAUCCACCGUAAACCUGCCAACAGUGGCACCUAUAUCACCACCACCAUCUAUCUCCACAGGUUCAUCCGUCGCAUCCUUUGCGAACAAGAGCUCAAUGACUUCUACGCGAAAUUUUUCCCAUCGCACAAAUCCAUCUCAAAUGCUGUAGCUGCUGUACCAGAGAGUGCGCUAGCUGGUGUUAACAUCACGGAAAUGGCCAGAUGGCUUGCUGGUAGAUUCGCUGCCAAAGAGGCUGCAAGAAAGGCGGCCCCAGGCGGUGCAACGUCUAUAAGCUGGAAGGACGUCAUGGUUCAGGUUGAGAAUGAGAAGGGAGGCCGGAGUGGGAAGCCAGAAAUUGUAUAUUUGAAAGACGGAGGCGCACUGGGAGAGGUUGGCAAACUUUCCAUCUCACAUGACGGGGAGUAUGUUAUCGCAACAGUUCUCGCGGCGUCGCUUGGUUGA
Messenger RNA from Paracoccidioides brasiliensis Pb18, 516 nucleotides. RefSeq lists its product as uncharacterized. Gene Ontology annotation, biological process: fatty acid biosynthetic process. The record is from RefSeq and is a predicted model, not a curated record. The coding region runs from base 1 to 516 and encodes 171 amino acids. Gene Ontology annotation, molecular function: holo-[acyl-carrier-protein] synthase activity; magnesium ion binding. The transcript has a single exon.